AUGGGCAGACUCAACAGUCAGCUUCUGAAGAGCGUGCGGCCGCCUCUGCACGGCGAGGCGGAUCUGGAGGAGGCGGUGACCUCCGGAAGACAGUGGUGGGCAACGGAGGGCAAGCUGCGGCGGCUGCAGCGAGCCAGGCUGGCCCUGCACCGCGUCGCCCGCCUCUGCGGGCAACACUUCGGUCCGGCGCUGCUGCUGUCCGUGCUCAACACGCUGAUACAGAUCGUCUACCUGAGCUACGCACUUGUGCUAAGGGUCAAGUACUGGCCCUGGUUGGAAAAUUAUGGGCAUAGUGACGUGCUAGUGCUCAGUGCACUAUUGUUUUAUACUACCAGCUACCUGUUAGCUAUUUGUUGGAUAUGUUCAUCAGCAGUAGAUCGUGCUGGCACUGCGAGAAAGUUACUGGAAAUGAUUCGAAUACUAUCGCCGUCAGUAACGAAUUCCAUCUGUCUUCGUCUUUCUGUGGAGAGCAUGCGUUUUUCUGCUAUAGGCUUCUUUGAUAUCGACCUACAUCUAUUUGUUGCCGUUCUUGGAGCAACCGUCACAUAUCUCAUAAUACUUGUUCAGUUUUACUCCUAA
Messenger RNA from Schistocerca gregaria, 579 nucleotides. RefSeq names its product putative gustatory receptor 2a. NCBI's taxonomy places the organism in Eukaryota, Metazoa, Arthropoda, Insecta, Orthoptera, Acrididae. Gene Ontology annotation, cellular component: membrane; neuronal cell body; axon. The record is from RefSeq and is a predicted model, not a curated record. The transcript has a single exon. Gene Ontology annotation, biological process: sensory perception of taste. Bases 1 to 579 code for a protein of 192 amino acids.